Messenger RNA from Acanthosepion pharaonis, 1962 nucleotides. NCBI's taxonomy places the organism in Eukaryota, Metazoa, Mollusca, Cephalopoda, Sepiida, Sepiidae. The record is from the annotation of a GenBank genome assembly.
AUGGCCAACGUAUUCAUCCCUGUUCAUCUAUUUAUCGCGUCGUUCAUCUCUCUGUCAAUCUAUCUAUUUCUAUCGCGUCGUUCAUGUCUGCGUCUGUAUCUAUCUAUCGCGUCGUUCAUGUCUAUCUCUAUAUAUCUAUCUAUCGCGUCAUUCAUGCCUGUUUAUCUAUAUCUAUGGCGUCGUUCAUGUCUAUUUAUCUAUCUAUCUCUAUCGCGUCGUUCAUGUCUAUCUAUCUAUCUAUCUAUCUCUAUCGCGUCGUUCAUGUCUAUCUAUCUAUCUAUCUCUAUCGCGUCGUUCAUGUCUAUCUAUCUAUCUAUCUCUAUCGCGUCGUUCAUGUCUAUCUAUCUAUCUAUCUCUAUCGCGUCGUUCAUGUCUAUCUAUCUAUCUAUCUCUAUCGCGUCGUUCAUGUCUAUCUAUCUAUCUCUAUCGCGUCGUUCAUGUCUAUCUAUCUAUCUAUAUCUAUCGCGUCGUUCAUGUCUAUCUAUCUAUCUAUCUAUCUAUCUCUAUCGCGUCGUUCAUGUUUAUCUAUCUAUCUCUAUCGCGUCGUUCAUGUCUAUCUAUCUAUCUAUCUAUCGCGUCGUUCAUGUCUAUCUAUCUAUCUAUAUCUAUCUAUCGCGUCGUUCAUGUCUAUCUAUCUAUCUAUCAUUAUCUAUCUCUAUCGCGUCGUUCAUGUCUAUUUAUCUAUCUAUCUCUAUCGCGUCGUUCAUGUCUAUCUAUCUAUCUAUCUCUAUCGCGUCGUUCAUGUCUAUCUAUCUAUCUAUCUCUAUCGCGUCGUUCAUGUCUAUCUAUCUAUCUAUCUCUAUCGCGUCGUUCAUGUCUAUCUAUCUAUCUCUAUCGCGUCGUUCGUUCAUCUAUCUAUCUAUCUAUAUCUAUCGCGUCGUUCAUGUCUAUCUAUCUAUCUAUAUCGUCGCGUCGUUCAUGUCUAUCUAUCUAUCUAUAUCUAUCGCGUCGUUCAUGUCUAUCUAUCUAUCUAUAUCUAUCGCGUCGUUCAUGUCUAUCUAUCUAUCUAUAUCUAUCGCGUCGUUCAUGUCUAUCUAUCUAUAUCUAUCGCGUCGUUCAUGUCUAUCUAUCUAUCUAUAUCUAUCGCGUCGUUCAUGUCUAUCUAUCUAUCUAUAUCUAUCGCGUCGUUCAUGUCUAUCUAUCUAUCUAUAUCUAUCGCGUCGUUCAUGUCUAUCUAUCUAUCUAUAUCUAUCGCGUCGUUCAUGUCUAUCUAUCUAUCUAUAUCUAUCGCGUCGUUCAUGUCUAUCUAUAUCUAUCGCGUCGUUCAUGUCUAUCUAUAUCUAUCGCGUCGUUCAUGUCUAUCUAUCUAUCUAUAUCUAUCGCGUCGUUCAUGUCUAUCUAUCUAUAUCUAUCGCGUCGUUCAUGUCUAUCUAUCUAUAUCUAUCGCGUCGUUCAUGUCUAUCUAUCUAUCUAUAUCUAUCUAUAUCUAUCGCGUCGUUCAUGUCUAUCUAUCUAUCUAUCUCUAUCGCGUCGUUCAUGUCUAUCUAUCUAUCUAUCUCUAUCGCGUCGUUCAUGUCUAUCUAUCUAUCUAUCUCUAUCGCGUCUUUCAUGUCUAUCUAUCUAUCUAUCUCUAUCGCGUCGUUCAUGUCUAUCUAUCUAUCUAUCUAUAUCUAUCGCGUCGUUCAUGUCUAUCUAUCUAUCUAUAUCUAUCGCGUCGUUCAUGUCUAUCUAUCUAUAUCUAUCGCGUCGUUCAUGUCUAUCUAUCUAUCUAUAUCUAUCGCGUCGUUCAUGUCUAUCUAUCUAUCUAUAUCUAUCGCGUCGUUCAUGUCUAUCUAUCUAUCUAUAUCUAUCGCGUCACUCCUCUUUCUCCAUCUUUUCUUCCAAUCCCUGAAUAUUUUUCUCUCUGUCUUUAUCGAUCAUUUUAUAUUCGCUUGCUCAGCCGGAAGUCAUGAAAAUGUUGUCAGAUAUGUCCAACCCGUAUUUCUCAUCUUCUCCAGAGAGAAUAAACCUUCACCCGUCUAG